Molecule: messenger RNA, 2095 nt
Organism: Nymphaea colorata (pocket water lily)
Lineage: Eukaryota; Viridiplantae; Streptophyta; Magnoliopsida; Nymphaeales; Nymphaeaceae
Exons: 1
Coding region: 298-1776 (492 amino acids)
Cellular component (GO): vacuole
Source: RefSeq, a predicted model, not a curated record
CCUCCUACCCAUUUCAUUGACUCAGCAAACUAGAUUACUUUUGCUGUUUAUCCACCGAAACCAGAGUAGGAACACGUUACACCCAUCGAAAGACACUCGAAUACUCCAAGAUCUUUCUGCUUUGAUCAGAGAACGGAACACCCACAAGUGACUCGAAUACUCCGAGAUCUCUUUCUUGAGGCUAGGAAACCUCUAUCACCGUUCUCCUCUUCUCAAUCACCUUCUUUACUGCCCGCAUACCUUCUUCUCCCCUUCUAAAAUUUCUGAAACCCAUUCCGUCACUGAUUCUUAGACAAGAUGGGGCCGCCUUCCCUCUCCAUCCUACCUCCUGACUCUUCCGAGCUUUCCCCAACUUCUGCCCUUCUCCAAGACGACGCCUCUGUAAGCCUCAACCUCCCGAUCCACCACCACUCCUCAUCCCCAGGCCCCAAGAGGCCGGCUGGAGCCUUCUUCAUCUUCAUGGUAAUCACGACUUGCAUCUCUGUGUCAACUGCCAUCGCCUUCGGGUUCCUCUUCUUCGUCUCCCCCACCAACACCAACCACCAUCCUGUCCAGCAGCCUCUAGAGAACUCCAGACCCCUACAGAAGCUUCAGAAGCCGGCUGUGAUUCUUAUUUCCUCAGAUGGGUUCCGAUUUGGGUAUCAAUUCAAGACCCCAACUCCAAACAUCCACAGGCUUAUCUCUAAUGGCACUGAAGCAGUAACAGGUUUGAUAUCGGUCUUCCCCACUUUGACAUUUCCCAAUCAUUAUUCCAUUGCUACUGGACUCUACCCUGCAUGGCAUGGCAUAAUCAACAACCAUUUUAAGGAUCCUGUUACAAACGAUAGUUUUAACAUGCAAAGCCAUGAGCCCAAGUGGUGGUUGGGUGAACCGAUUUGGGAGACUGUGGUGAACAAUGGUUUGAAGGCAGCUACCUAUUUUUGGCCUGGAUCAGAAGUCCAUAAGGGGAAGUGGGACUGCCCACCAAAGUACUGUAAGAAUUAUGAUGGCUCUGUGCCUUUUGAAGAGAGGGUUGAUACCGUUUUGAGCUACUUUGAUCUCCCUGAUGAGGAGAGGCCUGUAUUCAUGACUCUAUACUUUGAGGACCCAGAUCACCAGGGCCACCAAGUUGGGCCCGAUGAUCCCUUGAUCACGGAAGCAGUCGCUAGGAUUGAUCGGAUGAUCGGGAGAUUGAUUGCAGGGCUGGAGAAGAGAGGAGUGUUUGAGGAUGUGACGACUAUCAUGGUUGGGGAUCACGGUAUGGUGGGUACAUGUGACGGGAAGCUGAUCUUUUUAGACGACCUGGCCCCUUGGAUUGAAGUUCAGCACGAUUGGGUUCAAUCUUAUAGCCCCCUGCUUGCGAUAAGGCCUCCUCCUGGAUCCUCGCCGGCCGACGUCGUUGCGAAGAUGAAUGAAGGACUGAGCUCUGGAAAGGUUAAGAAUGGGGAGUACUUAAAGAUUUUCCUUAAGGAGAAUUUGCCCAGUAGGCUGCAUUAUGUAGACAGCUACCGAAUUCCUCCGAUUAUUGGAUUAGUUGCAGAAGGGUACAAAGUGGAGCAAAAGCGUUCCAACCGCCAGGAGUGUGGUGGUGCUCAUGGAUAUGAUAAUGAAUUCUUUUCUAUGAGAACGAUCUUUAUUGGUCAUGGACCUCAAUUUGCAAGGGGCCGCAAGGUGCCAUCGUUCGAAAACAUUGAGAUCUAUAACUUGAUUGCUUCUAUUCUUAAUUUAAAGGUGGCACCGAACAAUGGGACGGCUUCUUUUGCCAACUCGAUUCUUCUUCCUGCUGCAUCAAGUUGAAGAUGUCAUUCAUGGGGAAGUUUGUGAUUUCACAAUGGUGAAUGGUUCCAGUGUCUACAAGUUUGUAAUUUCAUAAUGCUGAAUGGUUCUACUGUCCAUUGCGCUCUGCAUGUCGAAUUGCAGUAGACUUCUCUUGAAUAUGUAAAAGGUAGCUCAACAUAAAAUGGAAGGCAGUUUUCUGUUCUUUAUGUUCUGCCACCUGGGUAGGCGCUAGAAAACUCUCAUGUCAAUCUGAUUAAUGACAGACAUGUUCAUUUUAAUCCCAGCGCGGCUGUGGUUGAAUAUAUUCAUGGUAAAGAAAUAAUCUUCACUUUCUUAA